This is a messenger RNA of Engraulis encrasicolus (European anchovy), 1148 nucleotides long. RefSeq names its product NOP protein chaperone 1 (gene nopchap1). The transcript is spliced from 4 exons. NCBI's taxonomy places the organism in Eukaryota, Metazoa, Chordata, Actinopteri, Clupeiformes, Engraulidae. The record is from RefSeq and is a predicted model, not a curated record. Gene Ontology annotation, molecular function: box C/D methylation guide snoRNP complex binding. Gene Ontology annotation, biological process: box C/D snoRNP assembly. The coding region runs from base 106 to 579 and encodes 157 amino acids.
UCUACCAAAUUGUAUUCUUUAAAUAGGACUGUAUUUACACGGAAGUAGUUCUCACAUGUACAUUUUCUUGUGAGCAUGUUCAUGUGCUCGUAGAAAUCAGAAGUCAUGGCAGAAAUAACAGAAAAGAAGCCGACCACUUGUUCGCAAGAUUUACUGUCAUGCGGUAAUGGAGAAGCCAUCCACGAAAAGCUCUUAUUGAAAAAACCCAACAAGCCAGCACCUCUUCAGACAACAAGAGUUCCGAGGAGUAGUGUUUUGGACAGGCUCCAGAGUUUCCUACCCCAGAUGGCCCAGGCCAACGAGUCUCUUAAGCAGCAAAUGGAGGCCGCUCCUGCUGAGCAGUUUGACAUCGAAAACACAGACGAUGCAGAGAAAGUUAUUGAGAUGGAUGUGGCACUUUUUGAAAUGAAUGGCUCGGAGGGCGACUCUGAAUCGUCAGAAGAUGACAGCUCUGAAGACCCGUCUGACAGUGAGGAAGAGGAGGAGGAGGAGGAGGAAGCAGAGAAGCUGAAACUACCUGGAGACUGUAAGAGGAAAAGAAGAGCCAACAUUGAAGUGCUUGCCGGAGAGGAUAUGUGAAGCUGGAUAAACAGUGCACUCGUUUCUUUACUAAAUAAUGUGACAUGGACAGAAGUUGCUGUCACGCCAAUGAAGCUGGACGUGUUUGUACCGGGUAUGCCCCUUGCCAGUUGUUUUUCAUCUGGGCUGUCACUGAUCGAGAAUGGAUUUGGCGAAAUCCUGGACUAAUUCAUGUGAAGAGGACUCAUUUUGUCGCGAAAUCCAAACCACAGUUUUGAUUAUCUUUUCAAGAUGAUGUCAUACUGUACUUGAACAAAGUGAUGGUUUCACCAUGAUUAAUACCAAAAGCUAGCAGCACAGUGUCCAUUGAUUGAAUGACCUGGUCAGAGGAUCAUCAAACAUUUUUUUUUACUGCAAGUCUAUUUUUAAAUGUCAGUACACAGUGUGUAUAGUAUAUGUAGUUGAGGAUAUUAUUUUGCAUAAACCUUAGCACCAGAAUGUGCCUUCAAAUCCUCUCAUUUAUUAUCAAGAAAAUUCAUAGGUAAUAUUUUUUUUCUUUCAUGGACAUAUUAUAACCUCCUUGUUUUAGUGCAUUAAAUGGCUAGCUGUGCUGGAGCACCAUAACAUAA